Messenger RNA from Cannabis sativa, 1158 nucleotides. RefSeq names its product protein LURP-one-related 7. The transcript is spliced from 3 exons. The record is from RefSeq and is a predicted model, not a curated record. The coding region runs from base 267 to 746 and encodes 159 amino acids. NCBI's taxonomy places the organism in Eukaryota, Viridiplantae, Streptophyta, Magnoliopsida, Rosales, Cannabaceae.
CUUUACAGCUGGUGCAUACAGUGAGAUUGCGUUGUCUGUCUCUUCCCUCCGCCUCUCUUCUCAAUUCUCAUCACUAAUUCAUUAACACAAUUCUCAAAAUUGUUUUUCGGUUUGAUUUAGGAACAACACCAAACACUAAAGUUAAUUGAUCUCAAAAUUAUUCUUCAUUCAAACUCAGAAAUUCGAUUCCAUCCCCAUUUUUUCAUUCUUUCCGGAAAUAAAAAAUUCUUCAAUUUUUCUUUUUGUUUUGGUUGAGUUAUUCUAACAUGGAGUUUUCAAAAUCAGAUCCCAUACCCAUAUCAAUGCCAAUACCAAUCCCGAUUGAUCUAUUUGUGUCCAAGAAACAUGACAAAACCCAUAAAAAUGGAGACUCCUACUUCCUUAAUUCCGAUGAUAAAAUCGUUUACAAGGUCAAUCGUCGUUCCUCUACUGACUCAUCAUCAUCAUCAUCAUCAUCAUCAUCGACCAAGCGAGUUUUGCGUGACGCCGAAGGAACUCCUCUCAUUUCUAUCCACAGUCACCAUAAGGGAUGUUGGCAAUGCUAUAAGGGUGAUGGUGAGUCUAAAGAUUUCUUGUUCAGGGUACUGAGGACCAAAAAUACUCUCACUAGAACUGAGUUGGAGGUAUUUCUUGUGGCUGAAGAUCUCCCAGAUUCACCUCCUGAUCUCAAGGUCAAAGGUUUCCCUUUUCAAAAAUCCUGCACCAUUUAUAAAGGCAAUGACAUUGUAGCUCAGGGUAGGUUCUAGUUCGUUUUUAUUUAUUGUUCAGCUUUUUCACAGCGUGGCUGAGCUGGUUUAUUUGUUGGUUAAGUCAGUUAUUCUGAAGUGUUGGGUACAAAAAGUUAAUCUAGCUUUUUCUAAUUUAUUGAUUACUAUUAAUAAUAGUUAUCUUCGAUUUGUUAUUGUACUUUGGAAUAUAAUUGCAAAAAGUAUACUAAUUAUAAGAUUUACUCAUUUUUGAUGUGCCUAAUUUAGCAUAGUUUUAUAUCAUUUAUUGAAGAUGGUCUUGUGAAUUGUUCAAACAUCAACAUUGAAUUAUUAUUUCUUCAUUCUGGCUUGGGGACUGUUCUGAAACAGAAUGGUUUUUUAAAUGCAGACUAGCCUCAUGUACAAACUCAACCAGAUUUUUGUUAAGAGGGGUAAAUUUCGAUUGACUAUA